GUUCAUCCCACUUCGCCAAGCAAGCGGCGCAUGGGGAAAUCGCAGCCCAGCCACAGCCUUGGGGGCUUCACGCAUCACUGCGAUGUCGCACGCGUGACUGGUCUAGAUCUCUCCCACCAUCUGCGCAUUUUGCUCUGCUUCGUUCAGCAUUUCUGUGAAGGUGGACGAUCGUGUGCACUGCUGUAUCUUUGCGUUUUCGCAGCAAACGCUCUGCGUUCCUUUUCCCUGUUCGCUUGUUGAGCAUGAGCGCCCUCACCUCCGAGGGGUCGAAUCAGGACCAGCUGCCAAAAGCCACGCCAGAGACGGAGCCACUUCUAGGGAGACGCCCGUCAGAGACGUCCUCUCAACCAUCGGAACCAGCAGCCAAACAGCUCACAACUCGACACGCGUUUGCUGUCCUCGUCACUCUGCAAAUUGGCUCGGGCAUCUUCGCAAGCCCCGCGCAAGUCGACAGCAAUGUGCCCUCGCCCGGCGCUGCACUGCUUGUCUGGGUCCUGGGAGGUCUCCUAUCAUGGGCUGGUGCAGCUUCCUUUGCGGAGCUCGGUGCCGCACUGCCUUUAAACGGGGGCAUGCAGGAAUACUUACGGCACGUGUAUGGCGACACGGCUGCUUUCCUCAUGGCUUGGAUCUACAUCAUGGCCGUUAAGCCUUCUUCGAUGGCAAUACAAAGCAUUGUGAUCGCCGAGUCUGUUGGGUCUGUCAGCUCAAGUGAGCCUCUUGCAGGCUGGCUGUUGAAGCUCAUUGCCGCAACAGCUUUCGUGUCUAUGGUCUUGCUCAAUUCCAUCAAUACCAAAUUCACACUGCGACUGAGCGAGUCCUUCACGGUCUUCAAGAUCUCUACAGUGGGUCUGAUCGUCCUUGGCGGGUUGGUCGCAGCCUUUGCACACCUGAUUAACCCCGAUUCGUCGCUCUCUGGAUCUUCAGACUGGUACUCGAAGAGCUGGUUUGAAACACGACCAACCAUCUCAGAGGGUCACAUCAUUAAUUGGGACUCCAUCAGCACCUGGGAACGCUAUGGCCAUUACUGUGCAGCGAUAUAUGGGGGGCUAUGGGCUUACGACGGCUGGGAUAACGCCAACGUCGUCGCCAGCGAGAUCCGUGACCCUGGUCGCUCGCUUCCUAAGGCUAUCAAAGCUGCCAUGGUUGUGGUACUGAGCUCUUUUGAGUUCGUCAACAUUGCCUACUACAUUCUUCUGUCGUGGGAUAAGCUCAGCUCCAAUAAUGCCGUAGCCGUCUCCGCUGCGUCUUCACUUUUAGGCCGCCCGGCAGGCAUCUUGAUUACGAUACUCGUUGCUGUCUCUUGUGCUGGUUCAGUGACGAGCAACGUUUUCUCGGUUGGAAGACUCACCGUGGCGGCCUCGCAGCGUCAUUACCUCCCUGCUUUCUUCAGCAAGCGCGGCUUGCCUAUGUUGAGUGACGCAGACGCCCGCAACCACAACUCUCUAGCCUCACGUAUCGAUGCUCCUAUCUACGCCAAUAUCCUUGCACUGGUGAUCACUCUGGUCUACAUUCUGACGGGCAGCUUUCGAGCCCUUCUCACUUUCGUUGGAAUGGCGGAAUGGGUGUUUUACGUCAGCACGGUCAUCGGUCUACUUAUACUUCGCCGUCGAGAACCGCAGCUUGAACGACCCUACCGUCCUACAAUAGUCCUGCCUGUGACUUUUGUCAUUGUCGGCACUCUUGUCAUUGUGCGUAGCGCAAUGUUCGCACCAGUUCAGAGUGGAGUUCUCGCUGGUCUUUUGCUCGUAGGCUCUAUAAUCAGCACUCUGCGCUCAAGAUGAGAGUGCGCUCAAGCGCUGUAAACUAUCGGCACCUACAAGCCGUCUGGAAAAGAACGAAGACAACACAGACGUUAUUAACGGCGUGGGUUCCCAACCUCGGUCCUCAUUUUCAUGUCUCUGUAUUCAGUGAGAGCAUUUGCGCAAGUAACCUCGCCAAGACGCGUCUCCACACCUCAACCAGUCAACGCCUUACCCAAUACAAGAUGUGGCAUUGCAACCGCAUGCUCAGAGCCGCGAAUC
Boeremia exigua is the source of this 2021-nucleotide messenger RNA. RefSeq names its product amino acid/polyamine transporter I. The record is from RefSeq and is a predicted model, not a curated record. The transcript is spliced from 3 exons. The coding region runs from base 243 to 1781 and encodes 512 amino acids. Gene Ontology annotation, cellular component: membrane. Gene Ontology annotation, biological process: amino acid transmembrane transport. Gene Ontology annotation, molecular function: L-amino acid transmembrane transporter activity. Lineage: Eukaryota; Fungi; Ascomycota; Dothideomycetes; Pleosporales; Didymellaceae.